Molecule: messenger RNA, 1118 nt
Organism: Zophobas morio
Lineage: Eukaryota; Metazoa; Arthropoda; Insecta; Coleoptera; Tenebrionidae
Product: lipoyl synthase, mitochondrial-like
Exons: 9
Coding region: 84-1118 (344 amino acids)
Biological process (GO): lipoate biosynthetic process
Cellular component (GO): mitochondrion
Molecular function (GO): lipoate synthase activity; 4 iron, 4 sulfur cluster binding
Source: RefSeq, a predicted model, not a curated record
UUCUUGUAUUACUCUUUGGCUUAAAUUUAAUAAUUUAAGUUUUUUUUUCCUAUGCUGGCAUUAAACUUUAAUAAUUGAAAAUAAUGAAGAUUUUGACAAGAUGUCAACAUUGGUCCGGCACAACGUUUUGCCGAGGACUGAAGGAGUUUAUAAAGGCUGGCCCUGGGUUACAACACUUCCUCUCUGGCACAGCCGUCUUGAAUUCUUCUAACGAUGGAGCUCCCCUACCUGACUGGCUGAAGACCUCUGUCCCCAUUGGCCGGAAGUACUUUGAGCUGAAGUCCACUUUAAAAGAACUGAAGCUGUCCACCGUCUGUGAAGAGGCGAAAUGCCCCAACAUUGGAGAGUGUUGGGGCGGUAGAAGCGGCGGCUUGGCAACUGCAACUAUAAUGGUCAUGGGAGAUACGUGCACCCGAGGCUGCCGUUUCUGCUCGGUGCGAACCAGCCGAGCUCCGCCGCCUUUGGACCCUUUGGAGCCCUCGAGAACCGCUGAAGCCUUGAGCCGCUGGGGCCUGGACUAUGUUGUCAUCACUUCGGUUGAUAGAGACGAUCUCCCUGAUGGCGGCUCAUCCCACCUAAGAGAGGUCGUAAAGGCCAUCAAAUCUAAAAGUCCUAAUCUUUUGGUUGAGUGCCUCAGUCCAGACUUCAAAGGAAACUUCGAACACAUAAGAAAGGUGGCCGACUCCGGCCUGGAAGUCUUUGCUCAUAAUGUGGAAACUGUGGAGCGGCUCUCGCCUUUAGUUAGAGAUCACCGGGCUUCUUACAGGCAGUCGCUUAAAGUUCUUGAGGAAGUAAAACUCUGUAAUGCAGACCUCGUUACGAAGUCUUCGAUAAUGCUGGGGCUGGGAGAAGCUGAUGGUGAAAUUGAAGCCACUCUACGGGACCUGAGUAACGUCGGGGUGGAUGCAGUUACCAUUGGGCAAUAUAUGAGACCAACAAGACGGCACAUGAAGGUACAGGAAUAUGUCUCUCCCUGCAAGUUCAAGUACUGGGAAGAGUUUGGAAGCGCUUUGGGAUUUGCUUAUGUUGCCUCUGGCCCAUUGGUAAGGUCGUCCUAUAAGGCAGGCGAGUUCUUCCUGAAGAGUUUCGUCAAAUCUAAAAAUAAAUCUGGUCUUUAA